AUGACUAUGAAUGAUUCUACUGUGUCUCCUGCAGAACAGAACAAGAGUUCAGAUGUUCAAGCUGUUGGAAGCGAGCUUUCAUACGGAGGAGCUGUAGAGCGACUUCGUCAGGAGGUUCAUGGGUUGAUCGCUGAAGUUGCGAACAGUGGGGACAAGUCGGACGAAGAGGUCGACGCUUUGAAGGCUGCCCUGUCAAAGAAGUGCUCUAACUUGGAGGCUAUAGAGAAAGCUCUCUCUAUGGUCACACCUAACCAGAGUCCUUCCCAAGUAACAGUGGUUAGUCAAGGUGCGGCUAAUAGUUCAACUGUACCUGAUGAUCUUCCUUUGUUCCAAUGGUUUGGACGUGUCAAAGAUGAAAAAAAGGAAGUUUUUGCCAACAUUGAGGAGUGUUGUCGCCGGUUUUCCGAUAAGUUGAGCAGUUGCACGCUUGAUCUUGACGAACACUGGUAUCGUUUGCUUCCUCCUUGUCUUCCCGGCGAUCUUCGCAAUUGGCUUGAUGAGUUUGUGAAAGCAUCUGGCUCCACUGUGUCUUGGGCUACCUUGAAGGGAGCUAUCAUCGGUCGUUUUGGUACACCAAAAGAACAGCUCAGAUUCGAAAGAAUUAGGGAGUUUCUUCGUUGUACUAAAGAAAACGAAGAAUCCGUUGAUGGUUUCGUAGAGCGGUUUAAGACGUUGAGAAAUAGAGCUGACAUCAGUGAUAAGGGUGUCGUAGCGAUGGUGUUUUUUGACGCUUUCCCCAAGGUUACCGCUAGGUUGCUAAUGGUUGCUAUGAGUCAGGCACCAGAAUCGUCAUUUUAUGACAUUGAUUAUGUGUCCUCUCUCGUGCGCAAGAUGGAUAUGAUGGCUAUUGAGACGGGUCAAGAAUCUUUGGGCUCUGUUUUUGAUGGAAGAAAACGCGCUGCUGACAUACCUGUUUCGAACGAAGCAAAGAAGUCUCGGUACGCACCUUCUUCUAGUGGAAACGCUCUGCAAAGUAGCUCUUCGUCGAGAUCCAAUGGUCCCUCGUCCAACUCUCCACGUUCUAGUGCUAAUCGUUUUGGCAAAACAUUUGCUGAACAUGUUGCUGAAGGGACUUGCUCCAAAUGUAACGGUCCUCGACCAAAGGGGCAGAUGUAUCACUGCAACACUGCUAUUCGUACUGGUGGUGGUAACACCCAUCAGGGCAAUGGUGGUAAAAAAGUUUUGCGUGCCAUGACUAAGAAACGUGGUGGCAAACAUUCGAUGGAUGCUGCAAUCCAAGCUGCUUUUCUCUCUGCUCGUGUUGAUCGUGCGUUAGCUGAGAAAGGUGCUUCUUCCCCUGCUGUCUCCUCUGCUGAACAAUCGGUGGAUGAGGUUGUCCUUGCUCCUUCUUCUGGUGAUAGUGACAAUGUUGAUGUUGACCAAGAUGCUGUGAUGAGUGAAGCUCAUGGUAUCUUUGAGGAUACUGACCUGGUGAAUCGUGCCCAGUCUAUUCUUCUUGAAAAAGAGAUGAGUAGCAUGUCUGUGGACGACGAUACGCUACAAAAUAUAUUUGCUCAGCAAUGUAAGUUCGAUGCUAGAUUUAGUGCUCCACCUACUAUGACCACCAAUGCUAUUUGUGUUCCUAUUGUGGUUCAAAAUGUCAUUUGCUUUGGCUUAGUGGAUACGGGUGCUACGUUUUCGUGCGUCACUGACAAGUUCUUUCAAUUCUUAGGAGGAACCUCUCUUGCUGGAUUUGAGGCUAAUGAUGAUGAUGAGAGCUUUGUUCAAAUGGCUCAUGAAGUAACGACUGUGCCUAGAAUAGGUGCGGUACGUUUGCACAUUAGCUACAAUAAAUCAAAUAAAAACCAUUUGUUUGAAGUAUUUCCAUUCUAUUCUGAGGAAAACGUACCUGUAUUGCUUGGUAUGGAUAUUUUGUCCAAGCUUGGCAUUGGUCUUACGGGCUUGGUGAGUCAACAUGGCUUUCAAUCAGGUCCUCGUGUACCAGACCCUAUUGAUGAUGGUAUUACUCCAAACGCACAUCCUUUUGGUAGUGAGGAAGAGAGACAGCCGUUUCUACUUGCACUAAAGGGGUUAUUAGAAGAGAAUUCGCGCAUUGAUAUGAAGAAUACUCAGUGUAAUCUGCCGGAUUCGAUUAUUAAGCUUGAUACUAAACCAGGUGCUGUCGCUUGGCGAGCUCAAUAUCCUUUGCCUGAAGCUUAUCGUGAUGCUGUUGCCAAACAAAUUCAGAUAUGGCUUGAUGAGGGUGUUGUUGAAAGAUCUGCUAGUCAUACACGUUUCAAUCAUCCAUUGUUGGUUGUAAAGAAAAAGGACGCUGAUGGUAAUUACACAAUGUCUAAGCCUAGAGUGGUGUGUGACGUUCGUAAGUUGAAUGCUAUCUUGGAAGUGGAUGACAAACAACAGUUACCUUUGAUCUCUCAUAUCCAUCAGAGCAUUGGUACGAAAAUGAUUCAUACUUGUCUCGAUAUCCAUGCUUGCUUUACUAGCUUUGGUUUGGAUCCAGAGCAAGCUCAUAAAGUUUCAUUUACUUGUCCCUUCACGAAUAUCCAAUACACCCAUAAAAAGGCUGCUUAUGGAAUUCGCCAUGUCGGAUCGGUGGUUGUACGCACAUUGCAAACACUGCUCUCUGAUUUGAAUACAAGCUCUAGUUCUACUUCGUUUCCUACUGAUGGUGAUCACUCGGUUUCCUGCUAUGUAGAUGACAUCUUAUGCAGUAGUAAUGGGAGCCUACAAGAUCACUAUGCGUUGGUUGCUGAGGUAAUUCGUCGUUUAACCGAUGCUAAUUUGGUGCUCAAUCCUGAGAAAGUCGUCUUCGCUCAGCGUAGUAUUUAUCUCUUGGGAUGGAGUGUUAUUAAUGGUAAAUUACUGCCUGACGGUAGAAAACUUACCAACAUUGCAGAUUGGCCGGCUAUUACCACUGGUCGUCAAUUGGCAUCUUUCUUGGGUUUAAUGUCGUACUUUCGUGCUGCCAUUCCAUGUUAUUCUCGUCUGACUCGAGAUCUUGAUAGCUUGAAACAGUACAAAGAUCUAACAGAUGUUUGGAAUGAGUCUCAUACAAAAGCGAUUGCCGACUUGAAGGAUGCACUUACGAUGGCACUUGUGCUGUCACCUCCUGAUUUUUCGAUUCGAUUUCACUUGGCUACUGAUGCUAGUUUAACUGCUCUUGGCGCGGUUUUAUAUCAAGUGGUCAACGAUGAAAUUCGAUAUGUAGGUCUCGUAUCUCGUAAAUUGUCUGUUUCUGAGCGUAACUACAGUACUACGAAAAGGGAAUUGCUAGGGAUUUGCUAUGCCUUGGUUAAGUUUCAUCGUUUUCUGUAUAUGCGAGAGUUUACCUUACAUACGGACCAUAAGAGUCUGAUCUACUUGAAUACACAGGAAGUCCCCAAUGCACUCAUGCUUGGAUGGUGGGAGACCAUUUUUUCUUAUACUUUCGAUAUUGUGCAUUUGCCCGGUGUCCUUAACGUAAUUCCUGAUGCUUUAUCUCGACUUUACGAAGAUUCGGAUGCUGAUGCUUCAGCACGACAUCUUCUGGGGGGCAGGUACUAUGCUGAUGGUGGUGAAAGUGUAAAAAGAAAGAAAAAGGGUUCCAAAAACAAACUCAAGGUUGUCACACCUUCGCCUCCAAUGAAACGUACUUUGGUCAAGACAACUAAGGCGUUACGAUCUAAUUCUUUUAGCAACCAUGCACGCACUGCGGUAAACGCUACUCUUAUCAAAGAUGGCACCACCACAGCUGUCUCGCAAAAGCAAAAGGAAUUCACAUUGCGUACGCUUAGGUUUGCUGACUAUAUCACUCCUCCUGCUAAUGAAAGAGACAAUAUGAUCAUUGCUCAGCAUCUGGUUGGACAUUUUGGGAUCAAACAUGUUGAAACUGCAAUUCAUCAUGAAGGGUUUCACUGGGUGAACAUUCGGAAAGACAUAGAAAGAAUAUUAGCCGAUUGUGACGAGUGUAACAGGUACAAUAUCGCUAGAGAGGGAUAUCAUCCUUUCCGUAGUGUCAAUGCAGCCCAACCUUUGGAUCAUUGGUGCAUGGAUCUCGGUGAUAUGGGUGUUACUAGCUCUUUCGGCAGCAACUUUCUAUUUGUCCUUACUGAUUACUUUACGAGAUUUACUGUGAUAAGAUGCAUUCCAGACAAGAAGGCUACGACAAUUGCCAGGGAAAUGCUUCAAGUUUUCUCACUUUUUGGAUGGCCAAUCAAGUUGACUUCAGACAGAGGCCUGGAAUGGAUAAAUGAGGUGGUCCGUGCUAUGAUGGACAUCAGUGGGAUAGACCAUCGCCUGUCAUUAGGGUACAAUCCAUUGGGUAACUCGGUUUCUGAGUCAUUUAUCAAAAUAUGUAAGUUAACGACUAUCAAGUUGUUAAAAGGUAAGAGGGAUCAAUGGGAGCACUUCAUUCCGUGGGUGAAUUACUGCAUCAAUGUCAAGUAUGCUCGGCUACAUAAAUCUCGUCCGUAUACACUUUUGUUUAAUCGUCAACCAAAUGGUCUGGCUGAUUACUCAAAGGUGGACUAUUCCAAACGUUUGGAGAAAGCUGAUAACAGACUCAUUGACAAACGAUACCGUUUUGUACAAGAUGUUCUUAUCCCGGCUAUUUCUAAGCGUAUUGUGGAUACACAAAAUGCUGAUCAUGCUAACUUUGCGAAGAAACAUAAGGUCAUUGCCGAACCCUAUCCUAUUGGUAGUAAAGUUACGAUUAAAAAUGUUCAUCGUCAAAAUAAGUUAGAUGAACGGUAUGAAGGACCUUAUUUGAUUCAUAGUAUAACCGAUAAAGGUUCCUAUGUGCUGGCUGACAAGACGGGUGCACUCCUUAGUCGAGAUGUGCCUACCCAUCAUAUCAAGUACCAAGUCGCUGCGAAUCCUCAGCCAAUCACAAUUGAUGAAUUCUCUGCAGAGCAUUACGAAAUUCAAGCUGUGAUUGAUCAUAGAGGAUCUCCUGGUAACUAUGAGUAUAAGGUAAAAUGGAAAGGGUUCGAUGAUCCUAGUGAAGAUACUUGGGAGCCUGUGAAAAACUUUGAUUCGGCCAAACACAUUGAGCUGUAUUGGGCUCGAAGAGAAGGUGCAAAGGCUGCUGCAGCAACACCAGUAUUAACAACACCAGCAGCAAAACCAGCAGCAAAACCAGUAGCAAAACCAGUAGCAACAACACCAGUAACAACAGCAGUAAGCAACAACACCAGCGACAACACCAGUAGCAACAACAGCAGUAGCGAAACCAGAAGCAGCACCAGAAGCAACACCAGAAGCAAUGCUAGCAGCAACAACAGCAACACCAUAGAAAAACCCGAAGCACGAGCGACACCAGAGAUCCGACAAAGGCUAAAGAAGCAACCGCCAGAGAUAGACACCAACCAAGGAAGCAACUACCAGGCAUAA
Molecule: messenger RNA, 5331 nt
Organism: Mucor velutinosus
Lineage: Eukaryota; Fungi; Mucoromycota; Mucoromycetes; Mucorales; Mucoraceae
Exons: 2
Coding region: 1-5331 (1776 amino acids)
Biological process (GO): DNA integration
Molecular function (GO): nucleic acid binding
Source: RefSeq, a predicted model, not a curated record